UCAUGAUACGGGAUGUUUGGGUCGUGGAUGUUACAACUAGUCCCUAGCGGCGCAGAUUUCAAAGAGAAAAUAAUAGUCCACCAAUCUUCUUGAAGCGUUUUUAUUUUAUUUUUACACCAUACGGGGAUAAUACUAGAAAAUACUCUGAAUUUGGAGCUAUUUACGCAUUGUCAAUGCCACUGAAAUCGAUUUACCGGUAGGUAGUACGUGAACUCGCGCCGCUUAGUUAAGACGCUUGUCAACCGAACAAAAAAACUUGCUUUCUUCGCAGGUGAACAAGUAUUUGGAAGAGUUGUUUUCCCUGUUCGUUUACGAACUUUUCAUAAUGAUUACAAAUAAAAUACUAUAUCGAUGAUCGAUCCCCCCCACCCAUAAAUAAAUCCAAGACACCUUGGAAAAUGGACAAAUUCGUGGUGCGUCUACCAAACGGGGAAGUACCCAAGGAAACGAAGGGUAAAGAAAAAGUGUAUCGACAAGCAACUAUUGAGUCUCUACGCAGAGUGGUGGUGAUCGAAGACAUUGAAAGGUACAAGUCCAUGCUGGAACUGCCUGGUCAGACCAAAGAGAAUCUGCUACUAGCCCUGGCAGAGCUCAACAAGAAGAUGCCGUCCAAGGAGGUGCUCAAGUCAACCAGAAUAGGCCACACUGUUAACAAGAUGCGUAAGCAUCACCCCGACCCUGAGGUGAGUUCCCUAGCGGCUGAAGUGUACACUGUAUGGAGGCGCUUCAUUGAAGAGCACUCCAACAAGCCCUCCAUAGAAGUACGCUGUGACAAGCAGACUGAGGGACUGAGGAACAACGCCAGGAGAAUGUUGUCUGAAGCUCUGGAAGUGGAGACAGACAGUGGUCUGGUGGAGAAUAUAGAGAGAGAGGUUUUCCACCAGAGUUCUCGGCUGGUCAGCGGCUCCUACAGACGAACUAUCAGGAAGCUGGUCUUCGCACUCAAACACCAGCCAGAGGUCAGGGGUCAAGUCAAGGAGAGUAAGAUCCCAGUAAACCAGCUGGUGUCCACCCACAAGAACUGCAGAAGACUGUUGAAGUGUUUGAGAUCGACUCUGUUGCGGUCGGACUGAGCAGAAUCACUGCUCUACAAAGCAACCCAAAAUAAAGAAUCAGAUUCUUUGAUCAAGAUAGGGUGAUUCUGAACCUCGCUUUGCUCAAAUGGAUCUACUCAAACAUGUUGGUAGCUAAACCCAGACCCAUGAGACCUGCUGCAAAGGAAGACUGCGACAUGCCAGUUGUUUCUGGAUUGGUGCUUUAAAAAAAAAAAAAGCUGGUCUCCAAUCACAAGAAGCUGGAACAUUCUGACAAAUACUGGAUUGGUGCCUUUUUCUAAAAUGGUGAAAGACAGUUGGAGCACACAGUCAUUAAUCAUAUGAAUUACCUCUUUUAAUUGAGCUGUUUUGUGUUCAUCUUAGAUUUUAUAUAUUGAAGUAAAUCAAAUGUUGAUUUC
Oncorhynchus masou masou (cherry salmon) is the source of this 1453-nucleotide messenger RNA. It is a transcript of the gene tceanc2, whose product is annotated as transcription elongation factor A (SII) N-terminal and central domain containing 2. Lineage: Eukaryota; Metazoa; Chordata; Actinopteri; Salmoniformes; Salmonidae. Bases 399 to 1073 code for a protein of 224 amino acids. Gene Ontology annotation, cellular component: nucleus. Gene Ontology annotation, biological process: DNA-templated transcription. The record is from RefSeq and is a predicted model, not a curated record. The transcript has 5 exons.